CAGAGGCAAGGGGAGUGGGAGAGCCAGGGAGACUGCGGAGGGAAGAGCGCUGCAUUGGGAGUGGGCUCUGGGGAGAGCGCGGCGGUCGCAGCUCCCGGAGCCUCCCUCGCAGACGCCCGGAUCCCGUUCCCCUCUCCUCUCCGCCGCCGGCCAUGGGCUCCGAGCGGGACUCCGAAUCGCCGCGCUCCUCCUCCAUCCCCGCGGCCGCCGCCAAGUGCCCCAAGCCCGGCCGCCGCCGCCGCCUCUCCUUCCAGAGCGUCUUCUCCGCCGCCGCCGCGGGCGGCCGCCGCCGCGCCAAGCCCGAACCGCCGCCGCCCGCCGCCGCCCCGCCGCCCCCCCCGCCGCCUCCGCCUCCGCCGCCGCCGCCGCCGCCGCCCCCCGAGGAGGCUCCGGUGCCGGCGGAGGGCGGCGGGGACGAGGAGCUGGAGUGCCCGCUGUGCCUGGUGCGGCAGCCGGCGGAGAACGCGCCGCGGCUGCUGUCGUGCCCGCACCGGUCGUGCGGCGCCUGCCUGCGGCAGUACCUGCGCAUCGAGAUCUGCGAGGCCAGGGUCAACAUCUGCUGCCCCGAGUGCAGCGAGCGCCUGCACCCCGCCGACAUCCGCCGCCUGCUCCGCGACGCCCCGGGGCUCGUCGCCAAGUACGAGGAGUUCAUGCUGCGUCGCUGCCUCGCAGCGGACCCCGACUGCCGCUGGUGCCCGGCGCCCGACUGCGGUUACGCGGUGAUUGCCUACGGCUGUGCCAGCUGCCCCAAGCUGACCUGCGAGAGGGACGGCUGCCAGACCGAGUUCUGCUACCACUGCAAGCAGAUAUGGCAUCCGAACCAGACCUGCGACAUGGCCCGCCAGCAACGGGCGCAGACGCUCCGCGUGCGGACCAAGCACACCUCGGGCCUCAGUUACGGACAGGAAUCUGGGCCGGCCGAUGACAUCAAGCCGUGCCCGCGUUGCAGCGCAUACAUCAUCAAGAUGAACGACGGGAGCUGUAACCACAUGACGUGCGCGGUGUGUGGCUGUGAGUUCUGCUGGCUCUGCAUGAAGGAGAUCUCGGAUCUGCAUUACCUCAGCCCUUCUGGCUGUACAUUCUGGGGCAAAAAGCCAUGGAGUCGUAAAAAGAAGAUUCUGUGGCAGCUGGGCACGUUGAUUGGCGCUCCUGUAGGCAUUUCCCUCAUCGCCGGCAUUGCCAUUCCUGCUAUGGUCAUCGGCAUCCCGGUGUACGUCGGGAGGAAGAUCCACAGCAGGUACGAGGGAAAGAAAACCUCUAAGCACAAGAGGAACUUGGCCAUUACUGGUGGAGUCACCCUGUCUGUCAUUGCCUCUCCAGUCAUCGCAGCUGUCAGUGUUGGUAUCGGAGUCCCCAUCAUGCUGGCUUACGUCUACGGUGUUGUGCCCAUCUCGCUGUGCCGAGGCGGUGGCUGUGGUGUCAGCACCGCCAAUGGAAAGGGGGUGAAAAUUGAGUUUGAUGAAGAUGAUGGACCCAUCACAGUGGCUGAUGCCUGGCGAGCCCUGAAGAACCCCAGCAUUGGCGAGAGCAGCAUUGAGGGGCUGACAAGUGUGCUGAGCACCAGCGGCAGCCCCACCGACGGGCUCAGCGUCAUGCAGGGCAACUACAGUGAGACGGCCAGCUUUGCUGCGCUCUCGGGCGGGACCCUGAGCGGUGGCGUCCUCUUGGGGGGCAAGGGGAAGUACAGCAGGCUGGAAGUUCAGGCAGAUGUCCAGAAGGAGAUUUUCCCCAAAGACUCGGUCAGCCUGGGGGCUAUCAGCGACAAUGCCAGCACCCGAGCCAUGGCUGGUUCCAUCAUCAGCUCCUACAACCCUCAGGACAGGGAGUGCAAUAACAUGGAGAUCCAGGUGGACAUCGAAGCCAAACCGAGUCACUACCAGCUGGCCAGCAGCAGCAGUACUGAGGACUCCCUGCAUGUCCACACCCAGAUGGCAGAGAACGAGGAGGAGGAGGAGGAGGAAGAGGACAGUGAGCAGGAGCAGACAUGCAAACACCAAAGCUGUGAGCAAAAGGACUGCAUUGACAGCAAAACCUGGGAUAUCACCCUGGCCCAGCCCGAGAGCAUACGGAGCGACCUGGAGAGCUCCGACAGUCAGUCGGACGAUGUGCCAGACAUUACCUCGGACGAGUGCGAGUCCCCCCACUCUCAGACUGCGGCAGCCUGCCCGCAGACCCCCAGAGCGAGAGGUGCCAAGAGCCCAAGUGCCCACCUGAGCCACUGUGCCCAAGCCGAGGGCUGCAGGCUGGAUGAAAUGGUCCAGCUGGAGUGCAUCGAAGCCAGAGUAUGAAGGAGCCUCCUGCUGAAAGCACACUUGCUGGCAUUGCAUCUUCUGGGGCAGGGUUGUGUCCAUGUUGGCAUCUGUCUGCGGUUCUCCAGCCGGCUCCCCCCUCGCCUCGGGGAGCGGCACUUUCUUAGUGACAUAAAAGAAAAAGGACAAAAAAAAAAAAUCCCCCACCCUCUUUUUGUUUUAAUUUAUUGGUUCAAGCUCUGUGAGGUGUGUAAGAGUAUAAAUAUGUACGUGUGUCUGUACGUCUGCAACCAUCCCAAGGGACUCUUUGAA
This is a messenger RNA of Cuculus canorus (common cuckoo), 2561 nucleotides long. It is a transcript of the gene RNF19B, whose product is annotated as ring finger protein 19B. Gene Ontology annotation, biological process: ubiquitin-dependent protein catabolic process; positive regulation of proteasomal ubiquitin-dependent protein catabolic process; protein polyubiquitination. Lineage: Eukaryota; Metazoa; Chordata; Aves; Cuculiformes; Cuculidae. Gene Ontology annotation, molecular function: zinc ion binding; ubiquitin protein ligase activity; ubiquitin conjugating enzyme binding. The transcript is spliced from 10 exons. The record is from RefSeq and is a predicted model, not a curated record. Gene Ontology annotation, cellular component: cytoplasm; ubiquitin ligase complex. Bases 153 to 2288 code for a protein of 711 amino acids.